ACCAACCUCAAACCAGGCAACUUGUCAAAAUUCUUCCUCGGUAACUCGGUGUUUAUUUAUUUCCACAACUAAAAUUAGAAUGUCUUUCCAACCUUAUGAAUAAAAGCUCAACUCAUUCCGAGUUCUAGACUCCGCGAAUUAGCUCUUCCGCUUGUUCUUCCACAAUGAAGUCCAACACCACCAAAGAAAAUAUAGUCGUGGAAAACUUCAUUGUGCAUUACAUGCUAAGUUUCAAACACCUUUGUUUAGUGACGGUAUCGUGCCCCCUUUUAGCCCUUAUUAUCUGUUUCGUAACUGCCUACAUUUUCCAACCGGACGACAUCCACGAAACCCACUGUCGUGUUUAUAAUAUCAUACCGUCAAUAAGCGCAAUCACGGGGAUCAGCCCCCAGAGGUACUUGUGGCGAAUCAGCGUUGCAUUUCACAUUGGACCAAGAUUUAUCAUCGCCGCUGUACACAAAUCCUAUCACUUGAAUCUCAUCAAUGCAUCCUCGAAGUACCACGAAAAGGCCAAGUGGUGGCUGAAUUUCGCCUUCUGGCUGAAUGUUCUGGAAAUUGGGUCGCUGUGCGGCGUCACGUACAUUUCAAACAGGGAAAACUAUCCAAUUCAUGAAAAACUGUUCAUAAUUUUUAUGGUGAGCAGCCUCAUGCACAUGCUCGCCUGCAUCAAGGGUAUAAGAUGGGUGGCGGAAACGAAUAACGAUCUCGAACGUGUUCAAAGAGGUCUUUUGAUUAAAAAAAGUCUCCUAAUUCUGUCACUUGUCAGUACGGUGGGACUUGUUGCGUUUUUUCUCAAACAUAGAUUGUUGUGCCACGUUAUGGCUUUCAGUUGGUUUGCAUUUUGCGAAUACAUAAUCGCGUUGGCCAAUAUGGCGUUUCACGUGACCGUGAUUUUGGAUUUUCCUACCGAACAUUUAGUCGUUGCAAAAGGAUUACAACAUGUAACUAAAAAUAACAAGUUUGAUUGAAACAUGAUUGUUAUGAGCUAGUCAAUUAUACUCUCUUUUUCUUAGUUUCUAAGUAAAGUGUUACAUUCCAUCUAGUGUUGUGAUUAUGAUAUUGUUUUUACUUUUUUUCUAUUGAAUCUCAUUACAGCAGACGACUGCAUUUUACAACUCUUGCGUUUUAUGAUUGAUUUCAAACAGUGGAUGAGUCUUAUUUUUGAUAACUGCCUAAACCUGUAAUUAUUGGUAAAGUGUAUACUAAAUUUUAACGAAAGUUCGUAUUUUAUAUAAAUUAUUGGAUAAAUUUUAACUUUUAGCAAUAGUUCGAGCUCGAAUUUGUGAGAAGUUUGCUCAGUACAUUGCUUUGUAGUUUUUAGUCAUGAAGAAAUGGGGGUUACACUAAUCAGGCGUUGAUAAAUCAUUUUUCUCACAAUUAUUUUAGUAAGCUUGGCUCCUAAUCGGGAGAAUUUCGUAGGCUUAGGAUUAAAUAGGAUUUGUCUCAACCCGAAUUGUCUUCAAUAAAAUUAGAUUUUAAGUUCCACUCUUGUACGCUUUAAUUUUCUGAAUGAAGUUGACCUAGUCAUUUGAAAUGUAUACAUAUCAGUUGUUUGAAUAAAACACAAAAUGAACUCGU
Molecule: messenger RNA, 1578 nt
Organism: Tribolium castaneum (red flour beetle)
Lineage: Eukaryota; Metazoa; Arthropoda; Insecta; Coleoptera; Tenebrionidae
Exons: 4
Coding region: 165-968 (267 amino acids)
Biological process (GO): GPI anchor biosynthetic process
Cellular component (GO): endoplasmic reticulum membrane; Golgi membrane
Source: RefSeq, a predicted model, not a curated record